Molecule: messenger RNA, 2101 nt
Organism: Cannabis sativa
Lineage: Eukaryota; Viridiplantae; Streptophyta; Magnoliopsida; Rosales; Cannabaceae
Product: probable pectinesterase 29
Exons: 5
Coding region: 97-1164 (355 amino acids)
Biological process (GO): cell wall modification
Molecular function (GO): pectinesterase activity
Source: RefSeq, a predicted model, not a curated record
GUCAAAUAAAAUUCAUUAAAUUUCUCUCUUCUUCUUUUUCUUCUUCUUAAAACCUCUAUAUAGAAGAAGAAGUUGGCAAUUUUUUUUAAAAAAAAAAUGUGGUUUUGGGAAUGGCAAUAUAUGAAGAUGAGGUUAUUAUUAAUAUGCAUAUUUUUUUUGUUAUUAUUAUCUUUGGAAAUUGAUGGAUUUUCAGAAGAAGAAGAAAGAAGAAGUAGAUUAUUAUUUGAAGUUAUUGAAGAAAAGAAUAAAGGUAAUAAUAUCCGUACAAUCAGAGUAGAUCAAAAUUCAGGUGAUCUUCAUGGCAAUUUCAACACAAUACAAUCUGCCAUUAACUCUGUUCCUUCUUAUAACAAGCAUUGGGUUUUAAUCUCAAUUAAGGCUGGAAUUUACAGGGAGAAGAUUGUAAUUCCAAGUGAUAAACCAAUGAUAAUUUUGCAAGGAGAAGGAAAGAGUAGAACACAAGUAAUUUUGGAUAAUCAUGAAUCACUUGCUCAAAGCCCUACUUUCACUUCUUCUGCUCAUAAUAUUAUUGUCAGAAUGAUGGGUUUUAGAAAUUCAUACAAUGAUAGAAGGAAUAAUAAGAGAAUUCCAGCAGUGGCAGCAUUGAUUUCAGGAGACAAGAAUAAGUUUUAUAAAUGUGGAUUUUAUGGAUUACAAGACACUUUGUGGGAUGAUCAAGGUAGACAUUUUUAUGAAAAUUGCACCAUUGAAGGUGCUGUCGAUUUUAUCUUUGGGGGCGGCCAAUCGAUUUUCCAGGGAUGUAACAUAUUAGUAAAAGGAAGAUCACUUGAGAGAGGUUUUGUGGGAUUUAUUACAGCACAAGGGAGAACAAAUAGUAAUGAUGGGAGUGGAUUUGUGUUCAAAAAUUGCAAUGUUAAUGGAAGUGGUAAAGUGUUCUUAGGGAGACCAUGGAGACCCUAUUCAAGAGUACUCUUUUACAACUCAUAUUUAUCAAAGGUUGUUGUCCCUCAAGGUUGGAAUGCUUGGAAUUCUAUUGGCCAUGAAAACCAAUUGACUUUUGCGGAGAACGGUUGUUAUGGGCCGGGUUCAGAUACUUCUCGACGAGUGGGCUGGGAGAAAAAAUUAAGUCAAUCGGCUCUCAACAAUAUGAUUAGUGAAAGCUUCAUUGAUAAUGAAGGUUGGCUUCACUCUAUGCCAUUCUAAUUCAAAUUCACUUUUGUAAUAAAAAAGUGGUUUAAUUUUAUAAAAUAUUAUUUAAUUUUCUUAUUAAUCUAUUCUUGAAUCAAAAAAAAUAAUUGUGAUAAUGACAUUGAUUGUUAAAUGUAAAAAAUUUACUUGUAAAAAGUUAAUAAAGAUGUAUAGCAAGAUAAAUAAUUGUUUGGACUAUUUGUUUCGAAAAAUAUUUUUGUGAACUUCACAUGUUAUACAUUUGAUCAAAAUAGUCGCAUGUUAAUGUAACAAUUAACAAUAUGCUUUUAUUUAGGGAGUUAUCAUCAAUUGGGAAAAAUGUAGUGUGAAAGAAAAAAAAAUGAUAUUCAAAAAUAUUUUCACUAAAGUUAGUUUCAUGAAACUAUUUUUAAUUUUAUCUAAUUUAAAGAAAUAAAAUAUGGGGUAAAAAAAACUUCAAAACAAAAAGGUAACUAGUCUUAGGAAAAAUUAUUAGACAGUACCAAUAUAGUAUUAGAAAUUUAUGUAGUAAACUCCCUAAAGUGGUAUUCUCGUAGACUCCCUUUCGAUAUCCAUGAGAUUAGUCUAAUUUUUUUUUAUGAUCGCAUAUAUUGUAGCUAUUUAAGACCACUCUGAAUGUCGAAAAUAAAAUUAAACAGUUAUUUACCAUAUGUAUAAAAAAAAUAGUCGUGUAUCCAACAAAAUAUGUAAAUUUUAUUUUCAAUAUUAUAAACUACUCAAAAUUCUUUCAAAAUUAUUCCUUUAGUUUUAUAUAUCAAUAUUUUUAGAACUUUUUUGAGAAAAAAAAUGUUUUAAAUUUUUUUUAUAAGUUAAAAACUAAAUUAAAAUUUUAAUAACUAAAUAUUUUUCCAAUUUAGCAAAUUAUGGACUUCACCACAAAUUAUCCUGAUAAAAACAUUAUUGAAAAAGGUAUUGCUCUACAAUAAGGUGGCGUCGUACAAAUAAUUAACGU